AUGGAAGAAAAUAUAUGUGAAGAUGACAAUUUGGUUAAUUUGAGUGAUAAAAGUGAUUCUGAGAUUAUAAAGGAAUGUGAACGUACAUUACAAAGCAUGAGAGAAUGUGAAGAAGACCAAACUAGGUGCGCGGAGAAGAGAAAAGAUCGAGAAGAAGAUUAUAAUAGUGAUGAUGGUUUCAUUACUAUCACAAGAAGGAGAUCAAAACGGUUGUUAAGAAGUGACUCUGCUACCCAUAAAAAUCUAUCAAACGACGUAAUGUCGACCAAUUCUGAACGUAUACAUGAAAUAUGUAUGACUUCUUUGAAUGAAUUUCCUAAGCAAAUGGCAAUGGCUAGAAUGUUAAGAAACGAAAAUAUCACAGGUAUUGUGGGAAUAAAAUACAAAUCCCCAUAUAAAAUUUUUAUUAGAUUUAAAUCAGAGCUAGACGCAGAUAAACUAUUAAAUUGUAAAAAAUUUGAAGAAAUGAAUUAUCGAGUUCGAAAGACAUUAGAAAAUAGGACAUCAUAUGGACUUAUCAAAGGGGUAGAUUUGGAUAUGACGGAAAAGGAGCUUCUCGAUAUUUUGGAAUGUGAAUAUGAGAUUCAAUCUGUUAAACGUCUAAAGCGGAUGAAUGAGAAUGGUAAAUGGGUCGACAGCGAAAGUAUUAGAAUGUGUUUUAAAAGUACUACGCUUCCUCAAUAUGUGGUUGCUUAUGGUUGCAGGAUGCAAGUGUCUCCUUUUGUCUUUCCCGUUACCCAAUGUUCAGGAUGUUGGAAGUUUGGCCAUUCUUUAAAGUUUUGCCCUACAAAGAAGAUGACAUGUCCUAAAUGUGGAAGCUCAAAGCAUUCAAAUUGCGAGAUGGUUAAUCUAAAGUGUCUCAACUGCAAAGGUUCUCAUUUUGUGUUGGAUAAGGCUUGUCCAUUUUUCCUAAAGGAAAAAGAGAUAAGGCUGAUAAUGAGUAAAGGUAAUAUUACAUAUAAGAAAGCAUUGCAAGUUUUAGCUAACUUCAAUCAGCCUGAAAAAGAUCAUAAUUUUACAAUAUGUCAAAAUAAUGAAACACAAGAAUUCAAUCCAGUUCAGAAUCAGAUUUCAGUCCAUUAUGAUAAAAUAACAACUACUGAUAAACCUCAUGAGGCUAAUAUUACACUAGAUAGUGAUGAGGAAGAAUCUGAAGACCUUAAUAUAUCAACAAAAAAACAAAGCAGAAAGGCAGUCCCGAUGAAAAAGAAAACAAAGACAAAUUCAAUUCUAAAUAAAGACCAAAUUUCAACAACCAAAAAAUCAGAGCAGGAUCCAGGAGCAGCAGAAAAUUCAGACAUGAAAUUCGAAUUUAAAAAAUUAUAA
Molecule: messenger RNA, 1326 nt
Organism: Vanessa atalanta (red admiral)
Lineage: Eukaryota; Metazoa; Arthropoda; Insecta; Lepidoptera; Nymphalidae
Exons: 1
Coding region: 1-1326 (441 amino acids)
Source: RefSeq, a predicted model, not a curated record